UCUUCUACCCACAAAAUAAGUAUAAAUUAUUUCUAGUUUUCACAAAUGCUAAUGAAACAUCACUAAUGCUCGAAUAAAAGAACUCUUAUUGUCACAAUUUAAAGUCAUGAAACAAUUGUCGUUACUAAAGAUACAAAUAUAGUAACUAUUUGGCCAAAAAGCAUAAUGACAACUCAAGAAAAAGAAGUUGGAAGGGUUGAGAUGAACGCACGCAGCGUCGUCGGGAAAGCUGCAGCGGAGCCCAUUCAUGCGUUGCAAAAUUACUAAAACAUUUGCCAUUUUUGCAUUUGAUGUUUCCUUCUCCGCCUUCCCUUCUUCUUACUCUCAUAUUUCUAUGUAAAAUAAAACACCCAAACAUCCAAUUCAACAAAUAUCAAAAGAAGAAAAAAAAGUUGCUUUUAUUUCACAAUUUCUUCCUUUCUUUUCAAAAUCUCGCUGACUUGAAUCGCUAUGGCCAUCAAAAUCCCAGACUUAGGAGCAAUAUACAUUGAAUCAUGCAGGAAGCAUGGUGUCUCGCCAAGCACUGGAUUUUUAGCUGCUCUUUUCAAGGCCGAGGUUAAAAAAUCCCGUCAUGAGGAAUGUAUCCUGGAGAUUUUUGAUGGUGUGAAGGAUAUUGAUUUUCACCCACUUCUUGAAGUGUCUAUGAAAAUCAAGGAAUCUGAGAUUGACACAGUGGAUGUGAUCAAUGAAUCAUCUUGUGCAUUGACUGGAGAAUAUGCUCUGUUACUGAUGCGAUCUAUUGAUCAAAAGCUUCGAGUAGUUGAUCUCCUGGAUUUGUCAUUUGGGAAGGACUUCUUGCGGGAUCUUUCUCAAGGAGGUUUACAAUGCCAAGUUCUAAAUUUGAGGUCUUCCCAUUUUCGGAAGCUCGACUUGGUGGGAAAAUUUAUGUGGUUGCACACCCUUAACCUUGACUAUAGCACUACGCUCACUAGUUUCCGGGAGGAUUGUUUUUCUUGCAUGCCCAAUCUAAUGUGUCUCUCAAUGUGUGAAACCAGAAUUUCCAACCUAUGGACUACAAUUGCGGCACUUUCCAAACUCCUUUCUUUGGUGGAACUUAGGUUUCAGAACUGGUUAUGCUGCAAUGACGUUAGAUCCUCUGGAUCAUCCGGUGGAGAUCAUCAAACUGGAACCAGUCAGCUGAGUGGUGCAUCUUACCAUGGGACGUUGCCUAUUAGUCUUGAUUUACUUAUGGUUUUUAACUCUGUGACUGAACAUGCAAUAAAAAAUUUGCUUCCAUUCAGUAUGAAUCAUAAUUUUCAAAGCACAAAUGAGGAGUCAUCGGAUGAUAGUGAAGUAGAUUUUGCUAUUCGCCUGGAGGAUAGUUACUUGGACUUGUCAUCCAAUGCACCUCCUGGGUGGAACAGAGAGAUCAAUCUACUGAGUGAGGUUUCUUCUGCUGUGCUGUCAAAUCAAAAUGGAGAAGAGCCUUGUGAAGGUGCCUUCACAAGGCAUGUUGCAGAUGUUUCAUUCAAGUACAUUUCUGAACAUGCUUCACCAAUAUGCUUCGAGAAACAUUAUAUGGAGUACAUGAUAGCUUCAAUACCCCAGUUGAGAGUUUUGGAUAACUUACCUAUCAGAAAUAUUGACAGGGAGAUGGCUAACGUGACAUUUUUUAAAUAUUUUGAGUACCUGCCUUAUAGAAGGAACGAUAAAGAAAAUGUUGUUAGUAUAUUGCAGAAGCGUGAAAUUAGAGCAAGCCAUACUAGCUUGCGAACACCAAAGCAAAGGCCAUUGGAUCCAGCCGGGAAAUCACAUUAUUUUUACACCCGAUCUCUUUGUGCUGCAAAAAUGGGAUCUUCACCUUGGCCAUUUCUGCAUGCACUUUCUAUCCCAGGCAGCGAUUUGGGAGAUGAAAACAGGAGCUUUCGUCCAAGACAGUUUGAGUAUCAUCCAUCUUACUCCAGCCUGAUGGCCUUCGGAACUUUAGAUGGUGAAGUAGUUGUUAUCAACCAUGAAAAUGAGAAAAUUGUUAGUUACAUCCCUUCACUUGGGGCAAUGAAUAGUGUGUUGGGGCUCUGUUGGCUCAAGAAGUAUCCCUCUAAGCUGAUAGCUGGUUCAGAUAAUGGCUCACUGAAGCUGUAUGAUAUUCAGCAUUUCACAUCAACUUCCAAGUGCAUGCAUACUGGCGCUGGUUCUGUCACCUUUGAUGAGUUUGACCAAUUAACAUCUGUUCAUGUUAACUCUACAGAUGAACUCUUUCUUGCAAGUGGUUACUCUAAAAAUGUGGCUCUGUAUGAUAUCAACAGUGGAAGACGCUUACAGAUGUUCACAGAUAUGCACCAAGAACAUAUUAACGUAGUCAAGUUUUCAAACCAUUCCCCAUCAAUUUUUGCAACUUCAUCAUUUGAUCAGGAUAUUAAAAUGUGGGACCUGAGACAGAAGCCAAUAAGGCCUUGCUAUGCUGCUUCAAGUUCUAGGGGAAAUGUGAUGGUCUGCUUCUCGCCAGAUGAUCACUAUCUUCUUGCUUCAGCUGUUGACAAGGAGGUAAGACAACUUCUGGCUGCUGAUGGAAGGCUUCACCUGAAUUUUGAGAUACCUUCAACUGGCAGCCUGCAAAAUUACACUCGUUCCUACUACCUGAAUGGUAAGGACUAUAUUAUAAGUGGGAGCUGUGAUGAACAUGUUGUCCGUGUUUGCUGUGCUCAAACUGGGAGGCGUCUCAGGGAUAUUUCUUUGGAGGGAAAAGCCUCGGGGAGUUCGAUGUUUGUGCAAUCACUAAGGGGUGAUCCCUUUAGGGCUUUCAACAUGAGCAUCUUAACUGCCUACACACAACCAAGCUCGAAGUCCGAAAUUGUAAAGGUCAAUUUGCUGGCUUCUUCUGACUGUAGCAAGGAAUCUUCUCCUAAUCAGAGCUGUUGCCCAUCCAACAGUAUGGGAGGUUAAUUCAUGUACAUACAAAAGCUGCAUUAUCUCCUUUUUCCUAUUAUGUUACUUCAUAAAACCUAUAGGGUGAGAACCACAGUUUAUACAGGUUAGCACUACAGUCAAUUUGGAAUAUUCAAUUUAUCAAUUGCAAAAAUGUAAAAUGUAACUAAGCUUGUUCUUUCUGUUACUUUGCUGAUAACAGUAAGUCAGUAGCAUGUGAGAGAACUUAAAUGGGCUACUUUAGUCAGUUGAUGUGCUGGGCUGCCUUAAGUUUAGGUUUUUGUCUGUUUUAAUCUUUGGCUUUUGGUCAAACAUUUUACAUUUUGUUUAAGCCCAUUAGUUUUGUUUUUGGGUACUUUGGAACAUGUUCUUGAAAUGAAGCUCCUUAGGACUUGAAUCCUUUUCUUUUGUUGGAUAACUGAACCCAUGAAUUCCUACAAACUACAUUAAUUAUAGUAUCAUCAAUGAUGAUAGAUGACAUUACGCAUUGGUAGUCAUUGUUACAAAUCAUGCAUUUGGCAUGCUUCGAUUCAAACAUGAAGUUAAAUCUGUACAUGCCAAUGUUAUAAGUGAGCCAAUGACUGGGAAAUUUGCGUCACAUCUUCUGUAGAUUAGAAAGAGACCUGUAAAAGGGUAUUUUCAAGGAUUAGACAGUUAUUAGGUAUUCAUG
Durio zibethinus is the source of this 3535-nucleotide messenger RNA. Its product is annotated as protein DWD HYPERSENSITIVE TO UV-B 1-like. Gene Ontology annotation, cellular component: Cul4-RING E3 ubiquitin ligase complex. The record is from RefSeq and is a predicted model, not a curated record. Gene Ontology annotation, molecular function: protein binding. NCBI's taxonomy places the organism in Eukaryota, Viridiplantae, Streptophyta, Magnoliopsida, Malvales, Malvaceae. Gene Ontology annotation, biological process: cellular response to UV-B.